Morchella importuna is the source of this 420-nucleotide messenger RNA. RefSeq lists its product as uncharacterized. NCBI's taxonomy places the organism in Eukaryota, Fungi, Ascomycota, Pezizomycetes, Pezizales, Morchellaceae. The transcript is spliced from 5 exons. Bases 1 to 420 code for a protein of 139 amino acids. The record is from RefSeq and is a predicted model, not a curated record.
AUGGGGUUCGAGAAAAUGCGAUUUGGUGGCUUGGAUACUGAAUCAACGGUUCCCAUCAUCCAGGAAUUGAAUAAGGUACUAGCUCUAAGUGCCUACUUUACACAUACAUUCCAGCCAACCCCGGGCGUACUUUUUUAUUUGGAUUCAUCGAAGGAGCGCCUUUAUCGAGCUUUACUGGCUGAUACUCACGAUCUCCACACUAAUGGAUACUAUGGAAGUUCCGUCUGGGGUUGCGGGACCACGGAUGUUGCCAUGCCAUCCGUGAACAGGUUGGCUAAAUCCAUCCGCCCUAUGUAUCCGAUUAUUUGGACAUCACCUCUGGAAAAUAAAGGUCAUGGGGAAUCACCUAUGGCUGACUGGAUGAAAGCUUCGAUGGAUGCGGCAUCAGGCCUGCUGAUUCUUAUCUUUUUAGGCGAGUAA